Molecule: messenger RNA, 333 nt
Organism: Geodia barretti
Lineage: Eukaryota; Metazoa; Porifera; Demospongiae; Tetractinellida; Geodiidae
Source: the annotation of a GenBank genome assembly
CUCGGAGUCUCACACGUAAAAAAGCGUCUUGUUCCAUCCGAAGCUCCAUCUGCAGCUCCAAAUGUGACCAAGACUUUUGCGACUUCCUACUCCAUCACUAUCAAUUGGGAGUUCUUGGUGCCUUGUGAACAUAUCAAUGAAGAUAUUAUUACUGGCUACUCAGUGAGAUAUAGAGAGAUGGGGAACAACAUGGCAGACACGACUGUGCUGAAUAUUACUGGAGCCAGUGUAACUGAGGCUACCAUCUCUAACCUGAACUUGUCUACUAACUACUCAAUUCAAGUUGCAGCAGUCAACGGUGCUGGUACUGGAGUGUUCAGUAAUGCCGCUCUC